AUGGAUAUUGAUGGUGAUAAUUACAUGUUAGACGUUCAAAAUGAAGGCCAGGUUCGUGAUAUAACUAAUUACAUCAGCUCUCAACGAGUGAACGAGAAUUCGUUAAUGAGCGUAGAAGAAAUAGAUUCAGCGAUUCCUGUGAUGGAAUUGACUAGUACUCAAACUAUUUUUGUUGUUGAUACAAAUUUUGUUAUAUCUCAUUUGAAUACAUUAGAGAGACUUCGUCAAUUAUCCGAAAAAUUAUAUCAUAAAAUAGUCAUACCAAAUACCGUAUUUAAAGAGUUAGACGGAUUAAAACAAUCCGAUCGGAUGGCGAAAUGGUCGCCAACAGAUGGACAGGCACUUGAGAGUACAAUUGGGGCGUUGGCAAGAAGGGCUAAUGAUUGGAUAUAUAGGAAUCUAACAAAUCAAGGAACAGGUAUAAUGGGCCAGAAACUUCGUCAAAGGUUGGAUCUCUUAUGCAUAAAAGAUGAUGCUAUUUUGGAUUGCUGCCUUUACUUCAAAGAGAAAUUAAAAUCUUUUGUUAUUUUGCUGUCUAACGAUAAGAAUCUAUGUUUGAAGGCUCUGGCUGAAGAUAUUUUAACGGUCUCAUACGUUCCAACCAUGACAGCCGAGUUAAUUGCAACAAAAGCUUAUGAUGAAAAUAUUUUUAGAUUUGGAAUUCGAGGUAAUUACCAAACUGAAAUGAGUAUCGACACAAACAAUGAAACACAUGACAUAAAUUUGAACACAAAUGAGAAACCCAACUAUACAACAGUCGAUCGAAUUGAAAUCGAUACCACAAAUGACACUCCAGAAGUAAAAGAUCUUGAUAUAUCGGAAACUGCCCCAUAUCUAUAUAAUGAAAUUACCAUUCACGUAAUAGAAGGUAUAAAUGAUGCAAUGAAAGAAGAAUAUGGCGACGAACUAGAAUUAAUUGAUUACAAUAAAGAGAAGAUUAAGAACUUAACUGAUUGCUCAAAAUGUUUGAGAAAAUUUUGGUUGUCAGUGUUUUCAAGUUAUUUUAGAGGUGCAAAAUUAUAUCAGAAUAGUUGGAAAGAUCUUCCUAAUGUUUUAACCGUAAUACCUGAAACAAUCAAUGAUUUAAUCGUUUUCAACAAUUUUUGGCAAGACAUUAUACGGCAUCUAUUGUCAAAGAAAGAUAAAACGGAACAACUGCAUUCAAAACAAAUAUUUAAAGAUUGGAAUAGUAUUAUUAAACACUCAAAAUAA
This is a messenger RNA of Tetrapisispora phaffii CBS 4417, 1212 nucleotides long. RefSeq names its product mRNA-processing endoribonuclease (gene SWT1). The transcript has a single exon. NCBI's taxonomy places the organism in Eukaryota, Fungi, Ascomycota, Saccharomycetes, Saccharomycetales, Saccharomycetaceae. Gene Ontology annotation, cellular component: nucleus. The record is from RefSeq and is a predicted model, not a curated record. The coding region runs from base 1 to 1212 and encodes 403 amino acids.